This is a messenger RNA of Branchiostoma floridae (Florida lancelet), 1913 nucleotides long. RefSeq names its product prenylcysteine oxidase-like. The transcript has 5 exons. NCBI's taxonomy places the organism in Eukaryota, Metazoa, Chordata, Leptocardii, Amphioxiformes, Branchiostomatidae. Gene Ontology annotation, molecular function: prenylcysteine oxidase activity. The coding region runs from base 108 to 1583 and encodes 491 amino acids. The record is from RefSeq and is a predicted model, not a curated record. Gene Ontology annotation, biological process: prenylated protein catabolic process; prenylcysteine catabolic process.
AAGAUCAAAACUGGAAGCACCAUAUACAUAUCUAAUCCAGCUACAUGUCUAUUUGUAGUAGAAUUCUUUCAGGAUUUGCAAUACAUGUUUGAAGGGUUUAUGAAACCAUGGGUUGGAACCUAAGAUGGUUUUUACUAGGCACUAUACUGAUUUCUGUGGAAGCCAAGUCCCCAAGUAACAUAGCUGUGAUAGGAGGUGGAAUCGGUGGCGCAUCUUCAGCACACUACCUGAGGAAGCUAUUCGGCGACGAUGUCUCCAUCGACAUGUACGAGCCGCGUAAGGUUGGAGGUCGUCUAGCUACAGUGAAGAUUGGUGACGAGGAGUUUGAAUCCGGAGGGAGCAUCAUCCACGCUAAAAACCACUACAUGGUGAAGUUUGCUGAAGAACUAGGUUUGAAACACAGGAAAACCUUCCCUGGUCACUUUGCGCUGUACAACGGACAAGAGUUUGUCUUCACGGAGAGCAGUUGGAGUCUUGUCACGCUCGCCAAGUUACUAUGGCGAUACGGAUGGGACUGCGUGUGGCUGAAUAGUUUGAUUGGACGAACUUUGACCAACUUUGAGAACAUAUACACCCUACAGGAUGCUGGAAAUGCCUACAGUUCUGUGGAGGAACUUCUCUAUGCCAUGGGUGGAGCCAAGUUUGUCAACAUGACACAGACAUCCACCGCACAGGGGCUGAAAGAGGAGGGUUUCUCACCGAGGUUCAUCAACGAACUGGCCAUGGCAGCCAAUAGAGAAAACUAUGGACAAACUGUAGAUGUUCCCUUCUUUGUUGGUGCUGUGUCAUUGGCAGGUGCCCAGCCAGGCCUGUGGUCAGUGGAGGGAGGGAACAAAAGAGUCCCGGAGGAACUAGUCAAGGCCGCCAAGGUCAACCUCAUUCCUGGUGAGGUGUCCAAGGUCACGUUAAAAAAUUCCGACGAUCGUCCCAAAUUCCUACUCCAGUACCAGCUUAAAGACCCCAAUAAUAACCAAAUCCUGACCGAGCAGAAAGGCUACGACAUUGUCAUUGUCGCUACCCCCCUUAACGAAGGAAUGAGCAACAUCACGUUUACUAAUUUCCCGACCCCAUUGCCAGAAAUAAAGGGUAAGUUCCACAGAACCGUGGCGAAUUUCGUACGCGGUAAGUUGAACGCCGAAUAUUUUGGUAUUUCGGACCCAAAAGCUGCUCCCACAGGCAUUAUGACCAUUAACGCUGAUGUCAUGUUCAACAGUAUAGGCAAACACACACCAUUAAACAUCUCAAAAGGCUAUACCCCCGUAGGGCCCGAAAGUGAGGACGCUGUGUGGAAGGUAUUCUCCCAGCGCCCGUUGGCAGACUCGGAGAUUGCUCAGUUAUUUACGGUGGUGAAAGAUAGCCAGGUUGUCGAUUGGCUGGCGUACCCACACUACGCUAGCCCCGGACAUCUAGAGACUUUUGUUCUCUACGAUGGGCUGUACUAUGUGAAUGGUAUAGAGUGGGCUGCCUCUGCUAUGGAGAUGAGUGCAAUAGGAGGGAGAAAUGUGGCGCUACUGUCAUACAACUGGUGGCAUGGGUUAGAUGGAAAGGUAGAUACUGGAAGGACAACCAAAACAGAGCUCUGAGUGCAAGGUCUGUGUUAAGGUGCGCUCCCACCGCACUUGUGUCAAGCUUGCGCCACUGCGGAGUUCGAGAGAUACUCAGAGAAUUUUAGAGAUAAACAAAGAAUUUUCUUUCUUUUAGCAUAUUUUGUUGUCUUCUAAGUCAUACUUUUAUGUAUUACGCAAUAUCUAAACUAUAAAAAAUCGGAGAAAAUAACAAAACAUGUUGACGCAGUGAAAGAACCCCACGGUGACACAAGCUUGACACAAGCACACCUUUAGAGGAAGUCAAUAUGUUAUAAAAUUACUUUAUUACCCAACAAUUAUACAAAGUGCAAUUCAUUGGCAUGCAAA